Molecule: messenger RNA, 14045 nt
Organism: Microcebus murinus (gray mouse lemur)
Lineage: Eukaryota; Metazoa; Chordata; Mammalia; Primates; Cheirogaleidae
Source: RefSeq, a predicted model, not a curated record
GCCUCAGUUCCGCCUGCCAGAGUUUGCUCCACUAAAGGGGCAAAUUUAGAAAUGUUUGGAUUCCAGCCAGUAAAGGUGUUUAGACUUGCCUCUACUUGCUAGAUAGUGAAGAAGCAUCUCAACAGCUUGAUGCCCGCGUGCCAGCUAAUUAAUAUUGAUCCAGAGCGCCCAAGGACUGAGUGCUGCACUCCGACCACUAGCUCAGUGCCUUGUAGCUAAUAGUAAGGCAAAACAAAUUACCUCACAUUUCCAAGCCUGUUUCCUGAUCUCUAAAUGAAAUUAAUAAUAAUAGCUACUUCGAAGGACUAUUGUGAGAAUUAAAUAAGGUAAUUCAUAUAAAGGGAUUAUAGCCCUUAGCAUACAGUAAACAUUUAAGAAAUAGUAGUAAUUCUUGUUAUCACACAUUGCGUAGUAGAAAGAACCCUGGAUUUACCAGGUGCGUGAACAUGGAUCAUAGGCCUGGCUCUGACCUAGAACCUGCUAGCUGUGUGAGUUUAGGUAGUUCUCUAACCCUUUCCUUCUCUCAGUUGGAGGUAUCAUGUGCCUGAUGAUCUUAAUGGCCCCCUUGAGGGCUAUGAAGCAAUAACCAUCAGCACUGGUCACUGGCUUUCUUAGCAAGCUCCCAGAGUGUUCAGUACCUACUGAGCAGGUCCCGCUGAGCUCCAGGGUCAUAGGUGUGAUUUUUGUGGUGUUGAAUUUCUUUGAAAAAAAUUUUUUUUGAACUCUGGAGCCCAGGCGGCAGGGUAGAGUUCCUGUUCUCCCACUUUCUAGUUGGCUGACCAUGGGCAAGUUACUUAACUUCUGGGCCUCAAUUGUAUGUGCUGCAAAUAGUGCACCUCCCUCAUAGGGUGGCGUGAGGAUCAAGGAGUCUGUGUAUGUAAAGUGCUUAGAACAGUGACUGGCAUGUAGUAAGUGUCCAGUAAGUGUUUAUUAUUAUUAUUAUUACUUAGAGGUCAAAUAUAGAGAAGUUACAUUUUAUUUUAAUUGAAAUGAUGUUAUAUUAUUCAAGGAAAAUAUUGGAACAAAUUGACAAAAUGCAAAGAAGACAAUGAAUGUUGAGUGCCUAAACUUAAAGGACCUACAGCAUAGGCAACAAAAGUGUUAGCUGGUGCUGUUAUUCUCUUCCAGAGCUGCUGCACAUACAUACAUAUUUUUCAUGUAGUUGUAAUCAUGUGCAGAUAAUUGGUUUUUUUCUUUAAUUUCAUGCUUCUGUGUGGUCCUCAUAGCUACUAUAAUGACUGUGGCAUUCCAUCAUGUUAAUGUUGCAUAACUUCAACAUUCAUAUUGAAUAUUGAAAUUGUUUCCCUUUUUUUGCUGGUACCAGUAAGGUAGCAGUAAAUAACCUCAUUAAUAUAGUUGAGUGAUUUCCUUAGGAUAAGUUACCAGUGUAAAGUUCCCAAGACAGGAACAUAGAAGUAGCUUUAAGGAUUUCUUGCCAUGUUGUUUUCCAAAAGAGAUAUAUCUGUUAACAUUGUCAUGAGUAGUAACAGAAAUUUACAGUCAAUCACAUGCACAUCAGCAUUGAAUAUUGUCAUCUUAAAAUUGCUCCUCUUAUAAAACUUGAACUAUACUUAUCUAAUGCCAUUGUGAUGAGUUAUCUGAUGGCAUGGGGCUCAGGGAAAGGUUCUAGGAACUUCAAAAGCCAUUAUCAGUGCUGAGUCCAUUUUUGUUAUAAAAUUCUGAUUUCCCACAGUCCUUUGCUGUAGGCUUGACUCAGUGUCAUCCAAGUGUUGAGUUUCAUAGAGAAGAGACAUGAGGCUUCGUUUAAGGAUACGCACUUACCAUCAUGGCCUUUUCUUCUGCCUCCUAGAACAACGAUUAUUAAACACUUUAAUUUCCUCACAUGACAGAGACAGAGCGAGCCCAGAAGUAUUAUUAGCAUGGUCAGUGUAAUACUGGCUCUUAGUCAGUGUGACCAGUGACCCAGCUCUUCCUCUUCACUGCUUCUGUUGAGGGCUGACUCAUUCCCGUUUUCCCCAGCGCUCACACAUGAUGGAAGCUCCAACUCAGUGGUUAUUAAGAUGUAUAUACAGUAUUAAACAGCUUGCUGUGAGGGCAGUUUGGAUCAACUAGCGCAGCACAUCGGUGUGUUAGAGUAAUGGAUGAAGACCAUGUCUAGUCCUGCUUAUUAGCAAGGUUCGAAGCUGUGUUGGGAUAUAAUAAUAAAUAGGUUCAGGGUAGGAGAACAAGCUAAGUUAUUUAACAUGCUUUUGGAAUCACAGAAAUCUUAAGCUAGAAGGGAACAGUAAAAAUCUUCUAACACGAUUCCCCAAUUUUACCAAUGAAGAAAUUGAGGCUUAGGGAAAUGAAGUGACUUGUCUGAAGUCCUGCAGUUAGUUUGUAGCUUUGUGUCUCCUAUGCUAGGAUAGCAGUGUAAUGAUGUAAUAAUGUAUGUAAUAAAACAACAAAACAUAUGUUAUGAUUACAUAUUUUAUAUUUAUAUUUACAUGUUAUAGAAUACUUGUUCAGUAUGUUGUGUGUGCAAUACAUUAUAUAUUGUAUCUUAUAUGUAAUAUGUAAUGUGAUACAAUAAUACCAUGUUGGAAUAUAAUAUUAGAGAAAUACCAGUGGUUUCCUGUGUGCCAGGCAUGGCACUAAAAGACUGUGUACAUUAGGGGCUUCCAUUUGUGAGCAAUUGAUAUGUAAUUCAAGCAUCCCAUAAAUUGGAUUUUUAUUAAGGGAAAGAUCAGAUGUAGGAAAUGGAAAUCAUAAGUGUUAAGGAAUUUUUCUCAUGAGAAAUGUGGGGUGUUGUUUUGGGUGUGGGUAAGAAAAGGGAAGGAAACUUGGCUCUGUCAUCAGAUAUCUCCAAAUUUAGAACAAUGUCUAUCGCUAGCCAUUGGCUUUAGGAUAUGCUUUACCCUGGGAACCUGCGUAAAAUACAUUUCCGUCUUUGGCUAUUUCUUUUCCAGCUGUAUAGAGGGUGUCGCCGUUAUUUAAGAUAAUAGGAAUGGCCAGUGGCCACUUAAUAUCUAAUUACCUAUCAAAUUUCUCUUCAGUGAAGGCAUUUGGUUUCAGAAGUCACUGUGUGUCACAAUAUCGGGAUGACUGUUUCAGGGGACCUUGUGGACUGCAGCCAAGGAGUUUGCUCCUAGGGGUCAGUAAAUUUCUUAAAGGGCCAGAUAGUGAAUAUUUUAGGUUUUGUAGGGCCAAGAAGCAAAAUGUCUACUGUUAUGUAGACACUAUUUAUUUAAAUGGUUUCAUUUAAAAUGAAACCAUUUAAAAAUAUGAAAACCAUUCUUUACUUGUAAGCUGUGGGCAGAAGUUUGCCAACCUGUAACCUGUGGUUUUUGGUUUGGGUAUUCUCUUCAGUCGUCGUUACUCUGGAAAUCAGAAGCAGGUCACUCACAGUUACAAAAGGUCAAAGAAUCUUCUAAUUUUCUGGCCAGAAGAGGCCUUAAAUAUCAUCCUCCAGCUGCCUCAGGUUUGUGAUUGGCAUUGCUGGCUGAGUGGUCUCUAGUCUGUCACGCACACAUUCAGGUCUUCAUCUGUGAAAAUGGUCUUUCCUGUCACUAUAAUAAGGAAAAAAUAGAUGAUGGAAGGUUUGAAGAAACUGAUGGGAUUGUCUGUAGAGGCUUUCAGUAUUUUUCCAUUACCAUUAAAUGGGACACAGUACUAAAAAAAUCCAUUGUUUCUAUGUUCAUUGAUUGAUCAUCCAACAAAUAUUUAUUGAAUAGGUCCUGUGUCAGGCACUGUUCUAGGCACAGGGGGAUACCUAAUUUUUAAAACAUGGCUACCCUCUGGAAUUCAUAGUUUAUAUAUAAAUAAGUAAAAUAUAUAGACUUUUGGGUGAUAGGCAUCAUAUAGAGAAGACAGGGAAAGGGAUAGGAUGUCCAGGGCCAGGGAAGAGGGUUGUUAGUUUUGCAUAGGAUUGAAAGGGAGGGAGUGCUCAGAGGUGAGGAACAGCCUGAGUGUUGCUGAUGUCUGAGCAAGAGCACUCUAGAAGGAAGUGCGGAGGGCCUGGAAUGGGAAUGUGUGGCUGGAGCAGAGUAGACCGGAGAGAGUGACAGCAGAGGAGACCAGGCCUUGAAGGUGAUGGAAAGGACUUUGAAUGGAAGAACUAAUGGGAUUUGCUGAGGGAUUGGGUAUGGCGUGGGACAGAGAAAGGAGUCCAGGAUAUUUUUCGCCUGUGUAUCUGGAAGAUUGGCAUUACAGUGCAGGUUGGGGGGCACAAUCGGGAGCUAUGUUUGACACAGAUGGAGUUUGAGAUGUUUGUUAGCGAUCUAUAGGGAAGUGGCCAUUAGGCCAUGAGUUUUAAAAUCUGUAGUUCAGAAAAGAAGUCUAAGCUUUUUUGAGAGUAGUUGUCAGUUGACAUAAAGAUGGUGUGUAAAGCCAUGAGACUGGGCGGGAUUACCAGGGAAGGGAGUUAGAGAAAAGAAGGGGCCUGAGGCCUGAGCCCCAGAACACUCCAGCAUUAGGAGGUAAAGGAGGUGGGAGGACCAGUGGAGGCCUAGAAAGACCUUCCAGGAUGGAGGGGGAAACCAGGAGGCUGGUGUCCUAGAAGCCAAGUGCAGAAAGUGUUAUCAAGGAGGCGGCAGAGAGGGAGCCAUGGUGACACAUCAUGCGAUUUGGGUCAAGGCACCUGAGGACUGGUGGUCAUUGGGGACCGUGAUAAGAAGUUUCAGUGCAGUGCUGGGGCAGAAAGUAUAAAAGAGAGUUGGCGGAGAGAAAUUAGCUACAGGGAGCACGGACACUUCUUUGAGGAGUUUUGCUGUAAGGGCGAGCAAAGACACAAGGUGGUAGUUGCUGAGGUGGUGGGGGUCAAGGGAAGGUUUUCAUGUAGGAUGAGAUAAUGGCACAAUUGAGUGCUGAUGGGAAUGAUCCAGUAGGGAAGGAAAAAUCAAUGAUGACGGAGAGAAUUGCUGGACAAGAGAGAAGUUGUAAUUAUCAUAGCUUUGUUUCACUGAGUAUCACUCUAGCAGUCAGUCAUUGCUGACAAGUCACCCCAGUAUUUAGGAGACUUAAAUAACAACCAGGCAUUUAGUUUAUGUUUCUGCAGUUGGCAGGUUAGGCUAGACUGCUGAGCUCCAUUUCUCACCUGGGGUUCCUCAAGUGUCUGGAGUCAGCUGCUGAAAAGGCUAGUCUUUAUGCCUCCAGCAGGCCAGCCCAGGGUCACUCACCUGGAGACUGGCAGGUUCCCAGAGAGCAGGAGACUUACAGGGCGCCCUACAGCCCCAGGUCAGCACCAGCACUGUGUCACCUCCACGUCAUUUCUUUGGGUAAAGCACAUCACAGGCCAGCCCAGAUCCAAGGAGCAGGGAGGGAGAGACCCCUCCCUUCUGCCCCCACCUCUCAUGAUGGGACACUGUAAGGUCACCUUGCAAAGAAGUAUGUAUACAAGGAGGGGAAUCGUUUGGCCGUUUUGCAAACUGUCUGUCACAGCUUUCUGUGAGCUGAGCAUCUUGUAUUUGACCCUCACUAGAGUUCUUUGUGGUAGGUAGUAUUUGUUUCACAGAUGAGAAAACAGAGUCACUGAUGGUCUAGCAAGUUCCUCAAGAUCACGCAGCUAGUAAGUGGCAGAAUUAGGACCCAAACCUAACCUCUCUGAUGUCAAAAUCCCUUUCUUCUCUAUUCUAUCUUCCUGAUAGUGACUGUUUAUAAGAGCAGAGUGGAAUGAUGCCUCCUCGCUUUUCUUGUUAGGCACAGGAAUAAUUUUUUUGUAGAUGAUUAUCAUCUCAUAACCAGAAUGGACAGAGGGAGCUGAUUAUCUUGUGUGGCUUGCAUGUUUACUGCGUGGGAUUGGACAAAUGUAUUUAUUAGAAUCCCAUUGAGGUUACAGUGGUGUGUCAUUAGGGCUUCUUUUGACACAUAUUCAUGUCUCUGCUCUCAGCUGGUCCCUAAGUGCCCUUUGACAGUCUUUCUGCUUGUCCUUAGUAAGCUGACUGUCCUAUCCGCAUAGUCACUCAAGUCCCCCUUCAAACCCUCCUUGGCUCCAGGCCUUCUGACUUACUGUGUCUGCCUUUAUCCUUGCUCCUCUGUCCCUGAUAAGGGGACGUCCUGCCUCUAGUCCAAGAUUAGCCUCCUCUGCUCAAGUCUCCCUCCCUUCAGAAUCUGUUGUAAUCAGCAUCUGUCUCCUCCACCAACCGGGCUUCAAGCUUUUCAAUAGCAGAAUCCAAAAAGUGGAAAGAUUUGAGUUAGCGUCAGGGAACUUUGGCUCUGCUGCUGGUUGUGUAGCCUUGGGCAAGUUGCAUCUCUGAGGUUCAUGAGUUUGUGAAGAGUGGACAAGCUGGAUCAUCUCAGAGGCCAAUCAGGGAAAGGGAGACUUCUUUAUGUCCACAUAGGAAACUACUGGCCUAGAGCUCAAUUCUGUGUGCAGUGGUUAUGGUGUGUCCUGAGUCCCGAUCUCUGUGUCCUUCAAUUUGCCUGCAAGAGCUGCAGCAUUCUCUUUGCCCUCCUCAUUAGAGUGUCAAAACUUUGUUGGCCCCGGACUGGAGCAGCUGCUGGCCACUGAACUUGUUUAGGAAGGCAGCUGGAGAGGCGGCCUAUCUUGUGUUGGUUCCACAAUAUUAGAAAAGAUGACCUUUGGUUGGAAAGCCCAGACCUCAGUAAAAAAUAAUGUUUAGAAACUCUCUUUGGGUAGAAGGAGCACAUCAGUGAGUCAUUAGGUUCAGUCAAGCAUUUCAGGUCUCUAUAACCUUGCUUAUAUAGGGAGCCCGGAGCUUUGCCCUUCUUAAAGUCCCUGGAUUGGGAUCCCAGCAAGCGGAGUGUCAGGGAGGGAGGGACGGAGGUUGGCUCAUGGAGGAGAGGCACGGGCCACGCUGAUGCUCAGGCAUGAGAUUCGGGAUGCAGAGUCGGUUUUCAUUUUUAAUGUAGUUGGCCAUAGCAGUAAGUAGUCCUGCUGUUUAUUUAUCAUGUGACUUCUUGGGAAGUUACUUAGUUUCUGUCAGUCUCAAUUUGCUCAUCUGUAAAGUGAAGGCAGCUAAUGAUACCUGCUGCUGUAGAGUGUGAGGAGGAGUGAAUACUUGGCAAUACUUGGCAUAAAGUUAGCACUUGAUACAUUUCAGCUGCAAUUGUUAUUAUGUAAACUUCAGGCUUUGUUGUGUUUAUGUUGUAAAUAACAUUGGUUAAAGAUUUUCCAUACUUUCAGGAUCGCUGCAUACUUUCAAGAUGUGCCAUUGUAGUAUUUCUUACUCAUUUAGUCAUUCAUUCACUGAGUUUGUAUUUAUCAGGCACCUACUUAUGGGCAAGGAACUGUUGAUUAUUUUCUCUCUGUUCAGGUUAUGAUGAGUUGUUCAUUUCUUAGUGGUUGCCAUUAUAUUACAAUUUUCAGAGCUACAUUUACUGAACAGUAGAAUUGCUCACUUGGGGGUUUAGAUUCUAACGUCAGAACAUUUCAUAGAGUCAGAAUUACUCUUGGAAAAUCCCGUAAAUUGUCUGUAGUAUACAGUCUACAUUGGGGGUCAUCAAACUUUUUCUGUGAAGAGCCAGAUGGUAAACAUCUUAGGCUUUGCAGGUCACACAUAGUCUCCGUCAUAUGUACUUCUUCAUUUUCUUUUUUAUAACCUUUUAGAAUGUAAAAUCCUUUUGUGAGCUCUGAGUCCUUCAAAAACAGUCCUUGGUCUAUAUGAGCAGACUGUGGAAGGCCCUCUCCAAGGUGGCACAGUGACCUCCACCUCCUAGUGCUCACACCAGGUGCAGUCCCCUCCCAUGCUGGGUCAUAGCUGAUCCCCGUGACCAGCAGAAGACAGCAGAAGUCAUAGAAGUCAUUGUGGCUUCUACCUCCUUUUCUCUCCAGUAUCCCCUGCUCUGGGGCAGACCAGCUGCCAUGUGAGGAGAGGCCACAGGGUGAGGAUCUGCGGCCUCCUGCCAAUGGCACGUGGUAAGCUAAGCAGUCCUGCUGCGUAUUUAUCAUGUAACUUCUUGGCAGAUCCUCCAGCCCAGUGAAGCCUCAGGUGACUGCAGCCUUGGCCAACAUCUGGACUACAGCUUCAUGAGAGACCGUGAGCUAGAACUGCCCGGCUAGUGUGCAUCACUCUGCCCAUAAGACUCUCAGCGAUCUCAUCUCUCUUCCUUCACCAUGAAGCUGAUGGACAAAUUCCACUCGCCUAAAAUCAAGAGAACGCCGUCAAAGAAGGGAAAACCAGCUGAGGUGUCUGUGAAGAUUCCAGAGAAGCCUGUGAACAAAGAGGCAACAGACAGAUUUCUACCAGAGGGCUACCCUAUCCCCUUGGAUCUGGAGCAGCAGGCAGUAGAAUUUAUGUCCACCAGUGCUGUGGCUUCCAGGUCUCAAAGGCAGAAGAACCUGAGCUGGCUGGAAGAGAAAGAGAAGGAAGUUGUCAGUGCCUUGCGAUACUUUAAAACCAUUGUGGACAAAAUGGCUAUUGAUAAGAAGGUACUGGAGAUGCUUCCAGGGUCAGCCAGCAAAGUGCUGGAAGCCAUCUUACCCCUGGUGCAGAGUGAUCCUCGCAUUCAGCACAGCUCAGCCCUCUCCUCCUGCUAUAGCCGUGUGUACCAAAGUCUUGCCAACCUCAUCCGUUGGUCUGACCAAGUGAUGCUGGAAGGAGUGAACUCGGAAGAUAAAGAGAUGGUGACCACCGUGAAGGGCGUCAUCAAGGCUGUGCUGGACGGAGUGAAGGAGCUGGUCAGGCUGACCAUCGAGAAGCAGGGCCGGCCCUCGCCCACGAGCCCAGUGAAGCCCAGUUCCCCGCCUGGCAAGCCUGACGGCCCGUCUGAGCUCCCCCUGUCAGACCGUGAGAUGGAGAUCCUAAACAAGACGGUGGGGGCGUCACAGCCCGCCGAGUUCCUCCCGGAUGCCACAGACGAAGAGGUCGCGCCCCCCAAGCCCCCUUUACCUGGUAUUCGGGUGGUUGAUAACAGUCCUCCCCCAGCAUUGCCACCCAAGAAAAGACAGUCGGCACCAUCCCCUACCCGAGUGGCUGUGGUGGCCCCCAUGAGUCGAGCCACCAGUGGCUCCAGUUUGCCUGUUGGAAUUAAUAGGCAGGAUUUUGACGUUGACUGUUACGCACAGAGGCGACUGUCCGGAGGCAGCCACUCGUACGGCGGGGAGUCACCCCGCCUCUCCCCCUGCAGCAGCAUAGGCAAGCUCAGCAAGUCAGACGAGCAGCUGUCCUCUCUGGACAGGGACAGCGGGCAGUGCUCCCGGAACACAAGCUGUGAAACACUAGAUCACUAUGAUCCUGACUAUGAAUUCCUCCAGCAAGACCUCUCCAACGCAGACCAGAUACCUCAGCAAAUGGCCUGUAACCUUAGCCCGCUGCCGGAGUCCUUGGGGGAGUCUGGGUCUCCGUUUCUUGGCCAUCCUUUCCAGCUGCCUCUUGGCAGCUGUCCCCAGCCCGAGGGGCCCUUGGCCCCAGGGCAGCCAACAGACACGCCGCCCGCCCUCCCCGAGAAGAAGCGCAGAAGUGCGGCCUCCCAGACCACGGACAGCUCUAGCUGCAGGGUAUCCUACGAGCGGCACCCCUCACAGUACGACAACAUCUCCGAGGACGACCUGCAGAACCCAGCCCCGAUCCAGUCCGUACCCUACACGCCCUUUGCUGCUGUUCUCCCAUUUCAGCAAGGAGGUUCCUCAGCCCCUGUUGAAUUUGUGGGUGAUUUCACUGCUCCUGAAUCAACAGGUGACCCAGAAAAACCACCUCCUCUGCCAGAGAAGAAAAACAAACACAUGCUGGCCUACAUGCAGCUGCUAGAGGACUACUCGGAGCCACAGCCCUCCAUGUUCUACCAGACGCCGCAGAACGAGCACAUCUACCAGAAGAAGAACAAGCGCCUCAUGGAGGUUUAUGGCUUCAACGACUCCUUCAGCGGGGGGGACUCCAUCCAGGAGCUGGCGCCACCGCCUGCCCUGCCCCCCAAGCAGCGGCAGCUGCAGGCCUCCUAUGCUGCUUCUUCCUUCUCCUCUGUCUCCUACUGUGUCCAGCAAACUAAAGUGGCCUUCACCCCCGAGGACGGCAGUGCCACUCAGGGCCUCAGUGUGUCCGUCUCUAACUCCUUUCUCAGCCGGCACGGCAGCUUGCCCGUGCCCUCGUACAAAUCUGUGUUUAGGUCCUACUCCCAGGAUUUCGUGCCUCACCACCAAGCUUCCGUUCAACCUUUCCUCCCGCCUACCUCCUCUUCCUCUCCACAUUUCCCACCUGUCCACCAGUCUCAGAGCUCUGACUUAGCGGUGCCAGCUGUAGCCAGUCUGCCGCCCAGCACCGUGGACGGGCCUCUCUCAUCUUCCCAGGAGAGCAGCUUUCAUGGGAAUACUGUCUGCCUUCCUUCCGAAACCUCUUUCACUGACUCGAGUGAAAACGCCAGUGAGGAAGCUGGUGAGGGUGAAUAUGUCAAUCUGUACUCCUCUGGCCAGAGCAGCGAGGAGCUGGCUCCCCCUCGAGGAGAAUCACCAGCCGGGAAAGAUGGGCAGCCCAGAGAUCCCUCAGCGGCCGGCACCAUACCUGGGAAGGACAGCAGAGAUGGCAGUGAGAGGGGCCCAAAGUCACCAGAUGCUCUGGAGUCGGCCGAGUCGGAGGAGGAAGUGGAUGAACUGUCCCUCAUUGACCACAAUGAGAUUAUGGCCAGGCUGACGCUCAAGCAAGAGGGCGACGAUGGGCCAGACGUCCGUGGAGGAUCAGGGGACAUCUUACUGGUCCACGCUACAGAGACGGACAGGAAAGACUUGGUGCUGUACUGCGAGGCCUUCCUGACCACCUACAGGACCUUCAUCACCCCAGAGGAGCUCAUCAAGAAGCUGCAGUACAGAUACGAGAAGUUCUCUCCGUUUGCCGACACGUUCAAGAAGCGAGUCAGCAAGAACACGUUCUUCGUGCUGGUACGGGUGGUGGACGAGCUCUGCCUAGUGGAGUUGACAGAGGAGAUCCUGAAGCUGUUGAUGGAGCUGGUCUUUCGCCUGGUAUGCAACGGGGAGCUCAGCCUGGCCCGCGUGCUCCGGAAGAACAUCCUGGACAAGAUGGAGCAGAAGAAGCUGCUCAGGUGUGCCAACUCCGACCAGCCACUGGCAGCCAGGGGGGUAGCAGCCAGGCCGGGGACCUUGCAUGACUUUCACAGCCAUGAAAUAGCCGAGCAGUUGACACUGCUGGACGCCGAGCUCUUCUAUAAAAUAGAGAUUCCUGAAGUUUUGCUUUGGGCAAAAGAGCAGAAUGAGGAGAAGAGUCCCAACUUGACCCAGUUCACGGAGCACUUCAACAACAUGUCCUACUGGGUCCGCUCGAUAAUCAUGUUACAGGAAAAAGCCCAGGACAGGGAACGGCUGCUCUUGAAGUUCAUUAAGAUCAUGAAGCACUUACGGAAGCUGAAUAACUUCAACUCCUACCUGGCCAUCCUCUCCGCGCUGGACUCGGCGCCCAUCCGCAGACUAGAAUGGCAGAAGCAGACCUCAGAGGGCCUGGCCGAGUACUGCACGCUCAUCGACAGCUCGUCCUCCUUCCGGGCCUACCGGGCGGCCCUCUCAGAGGUGGAGCCCCCCUGCAUCCCGUACCUGGGGCUAAUCCUGCAGGACCUGACCUUCGUGCACCUGGGGAACCCAGACUAUAUCGACGGGAAGGUGAACUUCUCCAAACGCUGGCAGCAGUUCAACAUCCUCGACAGCAUGCGGUGCUUCCAGCAGGCGCAUUACGACAUCCGGAGAAACGACGACAUCAUAAAUUUCUUCAACGACUUUAGUGACCACCUGGCUGAGGAGGCCCUAUGGGAACUCUCUCUGAAAAUUAAACCCAGGAACAUAACAAGGAGGAAAACAGACCGGGAAGAAAAGACCUAGGAGCAGGUGCCAGGAUGGAGGCACGCGCUUGGGGGCGCAGAGCAGCUCCAGGACCAGAGUGCCCUGGGGACCUAUCGGGGCUGCAGCACUCCUGGCCCCAGAGCCACGAGGCCAGGCCUGGCUGAGCCAGCAGGGGCCUGGAGCCUGCUGGCAGCUUCCUGCCGCCCUCCCUCCCUGUGGGAGCAGAGCAGGCGGGGCAGCCACUCUCGGCCUUGUUGCUGUUGCUGACUUGAGAGCCAGUGGUUUCCUGGGGUAGUUUUGUUUUCUGCUUUCAUGUCUGUCUUUCCCCUCCUGCCCGCCCUCCCUCCCACCCACUCCCCUCCAGCACGGAGCAGCAGGGAUGUCAUCGGCAAACAAAGGACCAGCCGUCCUCCCGGUCCCUAAGCUCCAGGGUACCUGAAUCUUGUGAAAUGGCGAAUGAGUGGAGGCCUGAGGCCCUCUGGCACAGGAGCCUGGCCAGGGCUUGGGCAGAAAGCAGAGAAGACCCAGGAGGCCCUUUCACUUUCCAUCUCCUGCUUAGACAUGGAGGAUGAUGACAGCUUUUCUCUGGCCCAGGCAGGUACAGCAGGUGGCGACGCAGCAGCCCCGCAGCUGGCACUCCUUGUCAUGGUACUGGUGCCCGCAGGGCCUCCCUUGCUGGACCACAGGCAGCCAGGGUGUCUGUCAUCUUGCUGCACCUGGGACGAGGAGUAUGGUGGGAGGGAGGACUGACUUAUCAGACGCUGGUCUGAGCUGGGGCCAGAGCUGAGCCCCGGGCGUGUUAACUCGGAGGGGGAGUGCAGGAGCUCUGGCUCAGUCCAGCAGCCCCUCCCCGUCGCUUGCUGUGUGCCUUAAACGCCAGUCUCCAGCUCGCCUCCUUGGGCUCUGCAGAGCUUUCUGUCACUGCCCCCUGCCAGGACUGCGUUCCUGAGAGGCCCUCGGGGCACGGGGAGGGCGGAGGUGCUCCUGAGGCCCAGCAGCUUGCUUCCCUAGCGAAAGCGGCUUCGCGGGCAGGUACUCCUCCAUCCUCCUUGUUCAAAACCAUUCUUGCUGCUGAGGUUGACAAUCGGGGCAAGGUCUGCGGAGGUGCCACUGGAGCCCUGCCUGGCUCUGUGGCAGCCAAGCGAGGGGGGGGGGUGCUGGCCGGAGCCCAGAUGCGCUGCCCACCUGGGCCUGUUCUGCGUGAAUGAGCGCUCACUUCUCCUGGGCUUGGGUAAGCAAACACCAGGCUCUAACUGUGCUUGCUUAGCCCAGUUAAAGCAGAACAAAGGAAAACAGUAGAAGGCAACACCUGUUGAUAUAGAGUUUUUUAAACAACCCUGUCACUUUGAGUCCUUCAUGAGUUUUGGAGCAGCAUUUAUCAAGAAGAAAAUGGGGGCUGCUUUUUCCUCUUUUGUGUUUCGUUUGUCCUGUAGAGAGAGGGGUGGACCCCUGUGGACAUCAGGUAGGAUCCCCUCUGGCAGCGAUCCUGCUGGGGCUGGCCGGAGCCUGUCACUUUAUUAUUUAAAGCGUGUGUGUGUGUGUGUAUGUGUGUGUGCGUGUGGUCGCUGGUUUAUUAACAGUGUUGAUCAACACUGUGUGUGGGGUUGGGGUUUUGGUUUGUUUCCUCUUUAAGUCCCUUCAUUUCAUCAGUGCCUCCUGCUUCCCACCCUCGCCCAACUCUGGCGGAUGCACUGUGCACGCGGGAGGGCCGCUCUGCACGCAGGGCUCUCAGGCUGGAAAACUGAAAGUCCCCUCAUACUUGCGAGAGCCCCUGGGAGCCCCCCUGCAGCACAGGCCAACACUGCGCUGCAGCCUCAGAAACCCAGCCCGGUCCCCUGGGUCUGCAGUCGGGCUGUCGCAGCUCCAGCGGCCUUGGGCUCAGGCAUGAGCUGGCCGGGGAUCUCUUCCCAUGUGCUGAGUUUAGAACAGACCCUAUGUCCAUCCCUGGAGUGCCAUGUGGCUCCCUGUGUGGGGACAGGGAGGUACAACGUGUUUUUUACCUUACUGGCUGACAGGCGCCCCCACCCACCCCUCAGUGCUGCAGGCGUCCGGGACUAGGCUGCUUCCUGGGGACCAGGGAGUAUCCUGGGAGUUGGUCUUCGCAGACAGCCGUGAGCAAGACUCGGGUCCCUGUAGAGAAAGUCAGUUCUCACCCGUAGGUGUGGGCGGAGCCGGGUGGGGCAGGCAUGCACCUGUUGGCCUGAACCCCAGUUCUGAGGAGCGUCCCAUGCUCUGGCUGCCCACGACCACCCCAGUGUUCCAUUGUAAAAUAAAUCCCCCGACUAACCUGUUCAUGGCAUCUUCCUGCAGACAUUUCAAAUGUGUAACUUUUAUACAGAAAAAAAUAAACACGGACAAAAGCUGCCCA